UCCCUUUAAAAAAUUCGAACCAGACUUCUAGAUUUGAUAACGAUUAGAUUAUGGAUUUGGAAGAAGAGUACGAUCAAGGAUACGACGAUGAGGAAGAAGAUAUAACUCAAGAGGAUGCCUGGGCCAUAUUUCGAAGAAAACGGUCUUGUUCAUCAACAGCUUGAUUCGUUCGAUGAGUUUAUUCAGAACACUAUGCAGGAAAUUGUUGACGAGUCUGCAGAGAUCGAGAUCCGACCCGAAUCUCAGCACAAUCCGGGUCAUCAACCUGAUUUUGCCAGCAAUUUGUUGGAGAACUGGUCUGAUUUCUGCACCUGAAAGAGACAAAUUUUGUGAAAGAUUUAAGAAGAUGGCAACAAGAGAUACAAUCAACAAACAAGAAGAAAACAAUGACAAGAUGAGCAAACCCAUGAAGAAGGCCCUACUUGUUUUGAACUGCAUAAUGCUGGGAAUAGGCAACUGCGGUGGCCCGUUGGUUCAACGUCUUUACUUUGUUAAAGGCGGGAAACGUAUAUGGAUAUCGAGCUUUUUGCUAACAGCGGGCUGGCCGUUCUUAAUCAUCCCACUAAUUUGUUCUUUUUGGUACAAAAGAAGAAAUGGAAGCCAAGAAACCAAGCUGAUCUCUUUGAAGCCAUCAGUCUUCUUUCCUUGUGCUAUUCUUGGAGUUUUGACCGGUUUAGAUGAUUAUCUGGCUGCUUAUGGCGUGUCUCGUUUACCAGUUUCGACAUCUGCUUUGAUAAUCGCCACCCAGUUGGCGUUUACAGCUGGAUUUGCGUUUCUUUUGGUGAAACAAAAGUUUUCUGCUUAUACAAUCAAUGCUGUGGUUUUGCUUUCUAUUGGUGCUGUGAUUCUUGCACUUCAUUCCAGCACUGAUCGGCCCGAUCAUGAAUCUAACAUCAAGUACUAUGAAGGUUUUUUCAUGACAUUAGGAGCUUCGGCUUUGUAUGGCUUCAUUCUACCAUCGAUAGAGCUAACUUUCAAGAAAGCUAAACAACCCAUUACUUACUCCUUGGUUAUGGAGAUGCAGAUCGUUAUGUCGUUCUUUGCGACUGUCUUUUGUACUAUUGGAAUGCUGAUCAACCACGACUUCAAGGCAAUUCCUCACGAAGCAAGGAACUUUGAGCUCGGGGAAGUGACAUACUACGUGAUUCUCUCAGCUAAUUCCCUUCUUUGGCAAUUCUUCUUCUUGGGAGCAAUCGGGGUCAUUUUUUGCGCCUCGUCGUUAUUGUCUGGAGUAAUAAUCGCUACACUUCUCCCCGUGACUGAAUCGUUAGCGGUUUUGUUCUUCCAUGAGAAGUUUCAAGUGGAAAAAGGACUUUCUCUCGCAUUAUCGCUUUGGGGAUUCGUUUCCUACUUCUAUGGAGAGUUUAAACAGGUCAAGAAGAUGAAGCGUGGCCUUGAAGUAGGUUCGGUACCAUGAAACAUGCAACUAGUCCACUGCAUGUGCUUGUAUUACUCUAUAUGUAAAGUUAUAGCUCUGUUAUAAAACACGUUUGGUUCUACCAUGACUUUGCUUUUUAUUUUGAUA
Molecule: messenger RNA, 1525 nt
Organism: Helianthus annuus (common sunflower)
Lineage: Eukaryota; Viridiplantae; Streptophyta; Magnoliopsida; Asterales; Asteraceae
Product: purine permease 3
Exons: 5
Coding region: 173-1417 (414 amino acids)
Cellular component (GO): membrane
Molecular function (GO): purine nucleoside transmembrane transporter activity
Source: RefSeq, a predicted model, not a curated record